CUGAGCCACAGCGAGAUCACAGCGCCAGCUCUCGCGCCGCGUGGGCAGCACUACACGCCAGCCGUGGUCCGUACGCCCGCCGCCGCCGCCGGGCUGCCCCUCGAGCGCCGGCGAUGCAGGCCCACCACCGCCGCAGCCUCUGGCCCGGCGCACACACAACAUCGAUGCUGCCCGGCUUCGUCCCCGACGAGACGACGACGAUAGGGGAGGCGCCGCUCACGAAACCCAAGGUCUGGUUCGACGCGCGCGCCAACAAGGCGAGGAUCACCUACCCGCCCGGCGGCGGGCCCCUGUCGGUGCCGCCGCCGCGGCGCCAGAACCAAGAGCUCGACUCCCUGGUGUUCUAUACGCAGCCGGCCGAACCGGAUAUACCAGCGCGCUUCCCGGAGAUGACGCCGAUCAAAAAGCUUCUGAGGAGAGACGACAAUGUGGAUGGGGUGUCCGAUUGGCCGCCGAAGCCACGUAGACGGGGCACGGCGCGGCCGACGGGCGACGGGUUGAUUCCCGACGGCCACGGCGGGUUAAUAGCACGCAAAGGCGACGAAGACAAGUGCAUUGUGUACUACGGGGCCACGAACGGCCGAGCACAAGCCCAGCUCGACGCGACGAUGACACCAAUACAAAACGAACAGCAGACGUCGCGGCGCCACUUCGAGGCCCACGCCUCUCCAUUGUUGCAGGAGCGUUUUGGAAGGACGCCGGCGCCGAAGUGGGUCGACCACUUUGGUGAAGACGGCGUGCCGACGGUCGGGCCCCAGCCCGCGCGCGUCCACCGCAAGCCGCCGUCCUCGUCCUUCCAGCGGGGGCAGUUGAUCAUGCCGAGUGAAGGCGCGUCUGUGUCGCCUUCAUCAAAAGGCGGCAUGAAUCCCCAAGCGCGGGCCUCGCAUUUCGAAGAAGAUUUUGUACCCGGGGAAGUCGACGAGUUCCUCGUGCGCGCCGACAAGAUGCGGGGCCACCAGUUCCCGCAGCGCACGCGGACGUCGUUCAAGGACGAGGCGCUCGUCGUGCCCCAGGACUUCCCCUACCGCGAGCCCGUCGAGCCGCAUCCCACCGUCCGCGAUUCCUUGUAUGGAGCCAAAGAAGGGCUCGUGUCGACGGUGGAGCCCGCGGGGCGCGGCCGGCGCCAGGUCCCGCGGUCCCAGCGCGUGGCGCUCGAGGGGGCGUUCGACGGGGCGUGGGGGUAAGUUUUCAUCGCGAUCAUACCUAUGAGCGUGUGGCGAUCGAACAGUGGC
Messenger RNA from Pelagomonas calceolata, 1232 nucleotides. Lineage: Eukaryota; Pelagophyceae; Pelagomonadales; Pelagomonadaceae. The record is from the annotation of a GenBank genome assembly.